AUAUUGGAAAGGCGCUGGGAUCAAAAUGGUGAAUUUAGGUGAUGGGUUAGUGUGAGUGAUGGGUACCGGUACAAUCUUCGAAAUAAUAUGGACCAAGAUAUAUCAUAUUCUACGACUGUAGAACUUUCGAUAGCUUGCAGGAAUUUGUGCGAUACUGAUGUUUUAUCGAAAUCUGAUCCACUUGUUGUUGUGUUUGAAAAAUCGUUUCUAGAUAAUCAAUGGGUUGAAUUAGAUAGAACGGAAAUCAUCAAUAAUAAUUUAAAUCCUGAUUUUGCUAAGAAGAUUGUCAUGGAAUAUCAUUUUGAGGAGCAACAACGUUUAAACUUUGCUGUAUACGAUGUUGAUUGCAAGUCAGACAAAUUAGAAAAACAUGAUUUUCUGGGCCAUUGUGAGACAACUCUGGGUGAAAUCGCCUCUUCAGGAAAGAUUAGUAAACCCUUAAAAAAUGGUCCUUCGGAUGAAUGUGGGUCAAUUAUUAUUUCUGCGGAGGAAGUUUCUUCUUGUAGAGAUGAAAUAACACUCGACAUUUCUGGGAGAAUGUUGGACAAAAAAGACAUAUUUGGGUCAUCUGACCCUUUCCUCGCAUUUUACCGUGUGAAUGAAGACGGAAGUCGAACAGUCGUUUAUCGAACAAAAGAGAUAAGAAACACUUUAAAUCCAAACUGGGAGCAGAUGAUUAUACCAUUAAAACUUUUAUGUAAUGGUGAUCAUGACAGACCUCUGGUAAUUGCUUGUAUUGACUGGAACAGAAGUGGAAGAGAAAGUUUAAUCGGUGAAGUUACUACAUCUGCUAAUGAAUUGUUAACUAUGUUUAACAAUGGGAUAUACUCACUUAAUCUUAUUAAUCCCAAUAAAGCAAAAAGACAUAAACAUUAUCAAAAUUCUGGAACUCUAUAUUUGAAUUUGGUCAGGAUCGAAAAGGUAUAUAGCUUUCUGGAAUAUGUUCAAGGAGGUACUGAACUAAGCUGUUGUAUUGCAAUAGAUUUUACAGCAAGUAAUGGUAGCCCACAAGUUCCUGGUACAUUACAUUACAGUACAGUUACUCAACCAUCACAAUAUGCAGUAGCUUUACAAGCUGUAGGAGAAAUAAUUAGUGACUACGAUAGUGAUAAUUUAUUCCCUUCAUUUGGAUUCGGUGCUUGUAUUCCACCUGAUAGUAAUGUAUCACAUUGCUUUCCUUUGAAUGGACAUAUGGAUAAUCCUUACUGUGAAGGUAUUCAAGGUGCAAUGGCUGCUUAUGCCCAUUCAUUGCGAACAGUAAAGUUUCAUGGACCAACAAAUUUCGCUCCAAUUAUUAACACAGUAGCAAGUAUUGCACGUCAAUCUGUUGAUGGUUCACAAUAUUCCAUUUUAUUAAUUCUUACUGACGGGAUCAUAUCGGAUCUGCCUCAAACAAAGGCUGCCAUAGUAAAUGCGUCCAGUUUACCUCUAAGUAUUAUUAUUGUUGGUGUUGGUCCUGCAAAUUUCGAUGAAAUGGAGGAACUUGAUGGAGACGAAGUAAGAUUAAGUUCUCGUGGAAAAACUGCAAUUCGUGAUAUUGUUCAAUUUGUUCCUUUUCGCAAUUUCCAUCAGUUGAAUAAUAUUCAAGAGAGUAAAAGACGUUUAACUAAAGCUGUUCUCUCAGAAAUCCCAGAUCAACUUGUAUCGUAUAUGCGAAUGCAAGGAAUUAAACCGUUGAACACACAAAAUAAUAAUUAUGGGAUGGAAAAACGUAGUUUGGAUUUCAGUAAUUCGAAUUGUAACAUGUAUCAUUCAAAUAGAUUGCCUAAGGUUCCACCUUAUCCUACUGAUCUUACUAAUCCUCCCUACCCUAAUUGUUAAUCAAACUAAUAUUCUAUCAAUAUAUGAAACAAUAAUAAAGCCAUUUAAUUUGAAUGCAUAAUGCAUGCUUUUAAAUUAUACUGGGUUUUCUUUUUCUGUAUAGUUGAGUUUAACUAUUUCUACUUUUAUAAUGUCUUAAAACAUUCAUAAAUAUCUUUAAUUUGUUUCUGACUGAUGAUAAUCACUAUCACAAUGGUGGCAUUCUAUGUAAUUUUACAGAAUUAGUGAAAAUUAACAAUUUCAUGUUGAUCAUAAUGUUUAAUAUCUACGAACAUUAUAAAUAUGUGUCCCAAUAAUGUACUUGUGCAUAUGAAGAUCGUUUAAUUCGUUUUGAUUUUAAUGUCGUCCGUGCAAUAAUAUUCUCUCACUUUGUUCUACUAUUUGGUUUAAAUGUCUUUCCUGAAGUAUUUUUCCGUCCUACCAAGUAGCAGUAAUAGUUUACUAACUUUCUUAUUAUUUCAUGUUUAAUUUAAUUUCAAUCAUUUUGUUUAUAUUCGUGUUUUUUAACUAUAAUAAAUCCUUCUGUUGUUAACAUUUUACUUAACUUAUGUUUUUUUGUGAACAUUUUUGGCUUUUUUUCUAUUGGUGAGAUUGGCUGCGAUAUGAAAUUCAUGAUACGCAGUGACUGAAAAGAAGGAAGUUAUAUAUAAU
This is a messenger RNA of Schistosoma turkestanicum, 2472 nucleotides long. The record is from the annotation of a GenBank genome assembly. Lineage: Eukaryota; Metazoa; Platyhelminthes; Trematoda; Strigeidida; Schistosomatidae.